AUGCAAUCAAUUGAGCUGCAAGACUUGCAGCCACAGGAUACCGCACCACCAGCAUCCGUACAGAUUGAUAAUGGCCUAGAGGAAAACAGUGACGACAACAAAACACUGGUUCCGCCAGAUUCUUUCUUCGUGCGGUGCAGACGAUUGGUCGGGGCAAUAUUUCCAUCGCGUCAUCAGCCUUCAUACUUGGAGCGAUUUCCAGAUGAACAUCGGGCCGCUAUAUGGAACUCCACUCUCGAAGAUAUUCCUCCUCGAUUGAUCCCAAUCUACGAGCAUGUGAUCAAGUCGGGAGCCCACCAGAAACUAUUUUCUAUGUUAUACUCGCCGCUGAGCAAACACGAAGUCGAGUAUCAUGAUUUCCUUUGCAGACCACGGGUUUUGCAAAACUACGAUUUAGCUUUCGGGUUGGAUGGUCUUACCGAAACUGAAUUCCAAAGUCGAAUAUUGGUGAACUGGGACAAGGACAUUGUGUAUUUUCCGAGAUAUUCUGUUCUUGAACUCCUCCAAGAAGGGUUUCGGAUUACGAGGCAGCCACCACUUAGAGUUGUGGUCCAAGGGGUCGAGAAUGUCAAGACAAUAGCUUUGCGGGUCUCGGAGUGGCAAGGAAGAGCACCAUCGCUUGACAUGAAUAAAUGGACCUCACUGGAGAAGAUCAUGUUGGUGGAGGCAGAUUAUGACGUAGGAAAAUUUCCUACCAUGACUCAGCUUCGCAAUAGUCAAGGCCAUGGUUUCGACACUCUAUCUAGAAAGACACAAUGGGGGACGCAUGACCGUUGAAUGUUGGUCGGUGAAGAUGAGUAAGAAAGAGAAAUCACUGAAAAGGCUGAAGAUCGGAGCUCCGAUUCUACUUGUAAUAUUAGCCGUUGUGUUCUUCAUUUUGAUGAUAAGCGGGGCUAUUGUGAGAAUACCGAAGAAGGGGCAUCAUAACUCAACAUUGCCGAUGGACGGGAACCGAGAUCUCAAGCUUGGUGCUCAGUGACUUGGCAUGAGGGAAGAAGGUUGAUUCUCAAGCCUGAAGGGAACUUAAGAACGGUUACUUGAGAUAUUUUGGAAACAGCACAGAGAAAUGGCGAUUCCAUUGUCUGUAGAAGCGUGUUCAGCUAGCCAGUUGGGACGAGUUGUUCUGCAAUGACCAGGAAGGGC
Molecule: messenger RNA, 1143 nt
Organism: Cadophora gregata
Lineage: Eukaryota; Fungi; Ascomycota; Leotiomycetes; Helotiales; Ploettnerulaceae
Exons: 1
Coding region: 1-777 (258 amino acids)
Source: RefSeq, a predicted model, not a curated record